Galdieria sulphuraria is the source of this 1009-nucleotide messenger RNA. RefSeq lists its product as uncharacterized. Bases 92 to 493 code for a protein of 133 amino acids. The record is from RefSeq and is a predicted model, not a curated record. The transcript has 2 exons. NCBI's taxonomy places the organism in Eukaryota, Rhodophyta, Bangiophyceae, Galdieriales, Galdieriaceae.
CUGAAGGUUGUGAGUUCGACCCUCACGGGAAGCAUUCAUGGAAGAAUAUGGCGAUUUUUUUUGGGGCUGGGUCCCAUGACUUUUGAUAAUAAUGUCGGAAGAUCCUUUUGAGAGUCUGGUUUUUUUAGAAGAUAGCUAUAUUGCCAAAGGGAAGGCGGAAGGAGCACGUUAUAUCUUACCAACAAGUUGGUUUGAGGGAUUGUUGACAGGGCUUGAAGAAUGCUUUUCUUUUGUGGCAUACAUCGAACGACAUAAGAGCGCUGCCCACUUGGUUUUGCAGUUGCAACCGACGUUGCCAACACAAUCUUUCGAUUUUGACACUCUAAAGGUUUAUCUUGAAAAACUUCGGGCCUCGGGCAAUGAUUCAAAACUAUAUGAUGACUCCAGUUUGCGAAAACAUGUUUAUAACCUGUGUCAAGGCAUUCAAAAAUUACUUGAACCUAUACAGUUCAUUGAACGUCAACUUUUCUCCGAAUCGGAAUUAAGCUUUUAAAUGAUCCAUUUGAGACUAGAGAAUGCAUCUGUUUUUCUUGUAUGAGAAUGAACAAGUGAGUAAAGUCCUUUUUCGAUUUUGGGUUAAGAUAUUGUUUUAAAAAAUAGAGGCUGUGUGAUGAAAUCGUGAAGUUGAAAACUGGCCAAAUUUUGUCAAAGUUCGUCUUGAAAAAUUAUUUUUCUUAAUCUAAAAUUAUUUUGCAGCGUGAAAUAAUUGCUUCACUAGCUUAUUAAAGAGUGGCAUUAAUUUAGCACUGUAGAACACGCAAUCCUUUUUUUUUUUCGAAUUUUGUAACUUUUUAAUAAUUAAUUGCUCACAAAAUUAGAAUCGCAGCUUGAAAAAGAGAAGUUUUGAAGUUGGUGAAAUAGUAUCGUUUUUAUUUUGGAGAUUCCACUGCGGCACAAGAAAGAAUUAGCCUUAUUAUGCGAACACGUUUUAAUGGGCCCAACCUGCACAAGAAAUUGGAAACUAUGCAGAUUAUGUUUCUAUACUUGAGAUAAACACUAAUGUUGUUGU